Messenger RNA from Amoebophrya sp. A25, 3691 nucleotides. The record is from the annotation of a GenBank genome assembly. Lineage: Eukaryota; Dinophyceae; Syndiniales; Amoebophryaceae.
GACCGCUCUAUGGAGGUAGACCAACAGAAAUCUGAUGACUUUAUUUCUAAAAAAUUUGAACGAGAAACCUGACGAUGAAAAUGAAGAAUGCUUUUGAUUGUUGAUUAUUUGAUGAACAUCUAAUGACCAAAAUUACUGGUAGAAGAAAAAUCUAGCGAGGAGUCUUACGACGGCGUGCCGAGAAUUGCGGCGACGGCGUAAGGGGACAAUGGGGCUCGGGCGAGGAUCUAGGCGGCCGCGGCCUUCUGCAGCACAAUGUUCAGCAGUCACCGCGAUAGCUAUAUCUUCUUCAUCCUCCUUCAUAGGCGUAGACUCCAGACUGGUUCUGGUCCCAGGUCAAUCGCCUAGCAGAUUAACCGGCUCCAACAACGUAGCAGCCAACCAGCUGAACUUCAAAUCAGCCACAAGAAGCACCUCUUCUAGUAUAGGAAUGGGUGCUAUGACGCCAGCUAGUGCAACUAGUAUGAUGUCACCAGCAUCAAGAACAUCUACGUCUCCUUCCAGCAGUAGUGGUUCUUUUAUGACCCCUCGUAGCCCUCACGCCAGACCGAUCGUCGAAACCACGAUGUUUGCGCCAUCAUCUAGACCAGAGAUGAUUUCGUUGCUGCAGAGGCUUCAACAAGGCUCGCCGUGUGAAAUGCUGGAAAGCGAAGACCAAUGUUUACGUCAUCGAACCGCUGCAGACUCACCAUGCCACUGGUGCUGUGGACAUGCGUGUUCAGCUGACAAGGGGAGCAAGUGCGAGUCGUGGGCGGUACUACUUACAGCUUUUUCUACCAUAUUAUCAAGUUAAUAUGAGACUUAGAAGACUUUCAGUUUCUCGAGUCACAGUGACUCAUUCUCAUCUUUUCCUCGGUCAAAAAACCCAAAAAGCUACCUCGCUCGCGCUCCUAGUCCUAGUAUAUUAGAGAUGAACUACCAAACAACCAUCAACGGUGAUCCCACAUCAGGCCCUCAUGGAUUCCAGUGGUUACUAUGGUCGGAGCCACAACGGUCUAGGACACAAUAGCUGCGCUGCUGGCGCCAUCUCGAGUAGUGGGACUGCGCUACUAGAGACGCCGAACUGUGAGCAAUUCCUGGAGGAGGGCGACUGUACUAGCCACGCAGAAGCUGGGUCGAAUCAUCCGUGUCAUUGUUAUGAAGUUGUCGAAAGAAAUGUCCAAAGAAAUUGUUAUGAAGUAGUUGUGCAAAAAAAAAAAAUCUUCCACUUCUACAGGAUGAUCGUAUUCAACAAGAGAUUGGAUCUUUCCUGCACAAAUCCUAAGAACUUUACAAAUAGGACCAUCAACACAAGCUGCUGCAAUGAGGACUUUUAGAAGAGCACCUGACCGAUCAUCUUGAUCUAGUACUUGAGCUCCUUUCAUACUCCGUGUUGCGGCGACAACUGUCGUCAAGGUAGCAGCGCGAAGUGCACAUCGUUGGGAUCGCUUUUGGCGAGCAACGACAAACCGAACGAUGUGGAGAUGCCAACUACGAGGCAUAAGAAUGGUCUCCAGUUCGAUACGUGCAGUGUAACAGGCGCUCAUGCGUUAGUCUUGACCAGCAUCCAAGCGAUUCCACGUAAUGAUGAUUUUUGUCUUCGGAGCACAUCAUCUUCUCACGCUCGCAGAGGCUACACGUCAGUUUUCGUCAGAGAUGAUCUGAUGUUCCAUCUUCGAGAAUUCAGAAUUCUGUCAACAGUGAAAGAACCUGGUCGUAAAUAUUUUGACAUCCAUGCAACAUACUAUUGCCUCCACAAUGAAUCCUAACUACAACAGGUCGCGUCAAAGGUUAUUUCGCAAGUUUGUUGGGUAUCUCACAGAAAGGCGGCAACUCUAAGUCUCUGGCACGCCCGUCUACCUCGUCUGAGGUUGCCAACUCUUCUUCUCGCAGUAACUACAAUGUGGAGAUCAAGAAGCAGAAGAAGCGACGCAACUUAAGGGUAGUUUUUCGAUGUUUCUGUUCUUAUACAGUUUGUUUUGCCUCUCCUAAUGGGGAAAGACAUAGCAAACGGGGAACAGAAACACCGAAGCUCUACCUCUAAGUAACGACCCCAUGUGGGGUGGGACUUGUAGCUGUGGCGCGCAAGUCUUCCAAGUCUCGGGUCCGGAUCAGGGAAGUUGCAACUCGCUGUGUGUCGGAGGAGAGAUGUUGCAUUUAUGAUUUGGUCACAACGAACUGAUGCUUAAUAAAUAUGUUAGUCUGGUGUUGUAGAGAAUAAGUGAUACUGAUCAAGGAAGUUGCAGUUAGUAGUUUUGGUUGCUAAAGUUUAGAAUCAACUCGGGUCAUUGAUUUCGCUUUUUGGAGUGUCUGUGUCAGUCCUUCCAAGAGACAGAUUCCUUAUAAUUAUCAAGAACCCUUAACUCCCUUUUUCUGCGCACCACUCUCUAACUCCCGACGGUUGCCAAAACCUCCUGGAACCCACCAGUCAAUAUGAAACUCGAGCUCGUGACAUCCAUAUGAAAUCGAAGCAGUACCAACGCGCUAUCUGCGGCAAACCAGACGCUCGAGAUGUGUUGGUUCAUAGUGUGGGGGACGCGAAGAUUCAAGAAUUCUACACAGCCACGUGCACAUGCGAUGCAACGGGACUGUCGUAUACGUUUGGAGGAACGGAAGAUUAUGAUAAAGAUGAGUCUACCUCUCUCCAUGUCUGCUGAAGAUGACCAACGUGACUUAUAGGUUUUCUUUUACUGACGAUUUUUCUCCAUUUUUUUACUGAGUAGUGGUUACUGAUUUUUCCCCAAAUAAACCUAGAUCUAGUGCUUGGAGAAAAAAAGUACCUACAGUGCUAGUCUGCUAUAACAAAUGAAUGUUUAUUCUCGUUCUCUUCUAACAACCCUACGCUUGUGGGACAUCGACUGGUCGGGCCCCUCCAGGGUGUCUUUUCGGCACGAUCACCACCGCGUGUCAGCCGCAUCAGGCGGGUCCGCCUGUGCUGCUGCAAACCGAUGACGUAGAUCCUCGUAAGCUGAACACUCGAGUACUCUGUGCACAGAGACGGGAAGGAAGAGAUGAAGUUUUGUAGGAAGUUCUCGCUAAUAAUUCAACUUCUAGUUGUGGUUUUAUCAUCAAGGAGAGGUGGGUUUUGUUAAGACUUCAGAUUCAGUACAAUAGAAAUUCGACUGUGCAUAUUUUUCUUACCUCAAAAAAAAUUCAUCAAGCCAAUUUGCCUGUAAAAGAGCACUAUCACUGAUCGCGACACUCAGAUACCUGUACUAUAAAGCAUGCCACUUAGUACGAGUAAAUACAGAACCAGAAACACAACAACGAACUUGUAUACAUUUACUACAUCAUGAAGACGAUGGAAAGCUGAAUAGUCCAUCAUCGAUAGAAACACGCUACUUAACUUUUCUUUCAAAUGUGUCUGAUGUCAAUUUUCAGAAGCUUCCGGAACAUGAACAAUUAUUGAUGCAGUCUCAAACUCAAAGUCGAUCAAUAUCAGAUUCAGAUAGACGUCAAUCAGACAGAAGUCAUUUUCUAAAUUGCACUCACGAUUUGUAAAGGAAUGAGCGGACAUGUGACCAUCCAAGAUGGCAUGAUUGUACUACAGGACCUGCCUUGAUGUGAACGUUGUAAAUAUUGAGAAACAUGAAGAAGACGGAGGUUAGUAAGUACAUACAAGGGCUAUGAGUCUGCAUUUCGAUUUCGCUCGCAUGAUAUGACAAUAUUGAACCUACUAUCGGAUGGCGAAGCUGCGGAAAGAGAAACGUUG